AAUAAUUAAGGAAGUGAAAACUAGAUAGUGUGAAAAGGGUAUAGAGAGAGAAAGAGAGAGAAGCAUUAUCAGAGAGAAGAAUCUACUAAAAAAGGAGCCAACAUUUCUUCUUCAUUUUUUCAUCUUCUACAUCUCCACACACUACAACCAAAAAAUCUUCACCUCGUUACUCAAACCAAAUCCAAUUCACAGCUUCUUCUUCUUCUUACUCUUCCUCUCUCUCUCUCUAUACAACGGACCUCGCCGGAGCCAUGACCGGCGGCGGAUCGUCGGGAAGAUUACCGACAUGGAAAGAGAGAGAAAACAAUAAGAGAAGAGAGAGAAGACGAAGAGCUAUUGCUGCUAAGAUCUAUUCAGGUCUUCGUUCUCAAGGUAAUUUCAAGCUACCUAAACACUGUGAUAACAAUGAAGUGUUGAAAGCUCUUUGUUCUGAAGCUGGUUGGAUCGUUGAAGAAGAUGGAACUACUUAUAGAAAGGGAAGUAAGAGACCGCUACUGAAUGAGAUGGGAGGAACUCCACCAAAUAUGAGUGCUUGUUCUUCACUUCAACCAAGUCCACAAUCUUCAUCAUUCCCAAGUCCACAAUCCUCUUCAUUUCCAAGUCCAAUACCAUCCUACCACGCAAGUCCAACUUCAUCGUCUUUCCCAAGUCCAUCUCGCAUGGAUGGAAUAUCAAACCCAUCUUCCUUUCUUCUACCGUUCAUCCGAAACAUAACUUCAAUCCCCACAAAUCUUCCACCCCUUAGGAUUUCCAAUAGUGCUCCUGUUACACCACCUCUUUCUUCUCCAAGAAGUUCAAAGCGAAAAGCAGAUUUUGAAUCCCUCUCUAAUGGUUCCUUUAACUCAUCAUUUCGCCACCCGCUUUUCGCUACCUCUGCACCGUCAAGUCCCACGCGCCGUAACCAUUUACCCCCUUCCACCAUUCCGGAGUGUGACGAGUCAGAUGCUUCUACGGUGGACUCUGGUAGGUGGGUUAGUUUUCAGACAACAGCUGUCCAUGGCGCGGCUCCUCCGUCCCCUACCUUUAAUCUCAUGAAACCAGUAAUGCAGAAGAUCACUCCUCAGAGUUCGAUGGAUAUGAUUCAUGAGGCCAUGCAAUGGAGUUCAGGUUCAGCUGCUGAGAGAGGUAGAGGCUCAGAUUUUGACUUUGAGAAUGGCAGAGUGGUGAAACCGUGGGAAGGUGAGAGAAUUCACGAGGUAGGAGUGGAUGAAUUGGAGCUUACUCUGGGGUUUGGUAAGGCCUGAUGAUGAUAAAACCAACUUACAUUUGUGUUCUACAUUAUACACCGUCCCAAAAAAUGACCGACUCAAUUGCAGUUCCUCAAAAUGUGUGCCUGGUUUUCUGGGUGAGGAAGGGCAUUGUUUGCAUCUGCUACUUCUGCAUUAGUCAGGGAAAUUCUGAAUUGGGUGUUAUGCUAUUUUUUCCUUUUGUACAGUUCUUUUAUAUAGCUAUGGUUAGUGGUUACUCUAUAUGAAAUUUAACUUCAAUUGUAAUGCCUUGUUUGAUUGUUGAAGAGUUGCAUUUGAAGCAACCUUAAGGAAGUAUUUUGAGACUUGAAUCUUACCAAGGGCAAGGGAAACAAGGUUAUACUCUUGCUCCUCUUAUUGAUGACAUUUUGAUUCCUCUUGACAAUUCAUUACACACUGCUGAGCAUCCAAUUAAGUUUUUGUAUUGUGUGUUUGUUAUGUCUA
This is a messenger RNA of Trifolium pratense (red clover), 1691 nucleotides long. RefSeq names its product BES1/BZR1 homolog protein 2-like. Gene Ontology annotation, molecular function: DNA-binding transcription factor activity. The record is from RefSeq and is a predicted model, not a curated record. NCBI's taxonomy places the organism in Eukaryota, Viridiplantae, Streptophyta, Magnoliopsida, Fabales, Fabaceae. Bases 252 to 1244 code for a protein of 330 amino acids. The transcript is spliced from 2 exons. Gene Ontology annotation, biological process: brassinosteroid mediated signaling pathway; DNA-templated transcription.